AUGGGGCGGCCUAGGUACGUCUGCCACAUCAGCCCGGCCCACCACCGAUCCCAUGCCGUCCCCACAAAAAACCCAAUUGCAACAGAAUCUGACCUUGGUUUGGCAGAUGCCUACAUUAACGGCUGGUGCUCUUUUGAUGAUAAGAAAGAAGGUCUUCUGAAUCUUUUCCUGAUUUUCAUUACCAACAGAGGUGCACCCAAGAGCAGUAGCAGCAUUGUCAGCAAAAGGGGUUGGUGGACACCUAUGCUUCUUACCGCUGGGCUGGCAUCUGCUAAAUAUUUUCUGCGCCACACCUCAAGGAAGAACUCUGUAACACAAACUCGUCGAAACAUUUCACAACACUAUGAUCUGAGUAAUGAUUUCUUCUCGCUUUUUCUGGACAAAACGAUGACAUAUUCUUGUGGAAUUUUCAAGAGGGAGGACGAAUGCUUAGAAGAAUCCCAGAUACGUAAACUGAACCUUCUAAUUUACAAGGCUAAAGUUGAGAGGGAUCAUCAUGUCCUUGAGAUCGGCAGCGGCUGGGGCGGCUUAGCAAUACAAGUGGUCAAGCAAACUGGCCGCAAAUACACUGGAAUAACUUUGUCUGAGGAGCAGCUUAAAUUUGCUCACGGAAAAGUUAAGGAAGCUGGCUUAGAGGAUCAUAUAACUUUCCUGCUGUGCGACUAUCGUCAGAUACCAGCUCGCAAAUAUGACAGAAUCAUAAGCUGCGAGAUGAUCGAACAUGUUGGCCAUGAAUACUUAGACGCAUUUUUUACCUGCUGCGAGUCUCACUUGGCUCAAGAUGGCAUUUUUGUCCUACAGGCCAUCACCAUGCCGGACGAACUCUACGAGGAAUACAUUAGAAGCCCAGGCUUCAUAAAAGAAUACAUCUUCCCUGGGGGUUCACUUCCUUCUUUAUCCCGGAUAACAUCUGUGUCCGCCUCUGCUAGACUCUGCAUAGAGCACCUCGAAAAUAUUAAUGGUGACCAGUAUUACCUGACUCUGAGGAGCUGGAGGGACAACCUAAUGGCCAACAAAGAUGAAAUUUUGGCACUGGGCUUUGAUGACAAGUUCAUCCGUGUAUGGGAGUACUACUUCAUAUACUGUGCAGCCGGUUUCAGAACAAGGACACUUGGAGAUUACCAGGUUGUGUUUUCUCGUCCGGGCAACAAUAAGCUGGCCCUGGCUUGAGAACUGAUCCUUGAUCCUCUUCGCACAGCUGCCAGGCUAUGUUUAUCUAGCGCUUAUCUCAAUAAGUCAGUUCUUCCAAUGUUUGUUAGCCCCAUCUGGGCUCCCGACGGCUUAAAAGUGCUUUUAUCUGUGUUGUUUUAAUGGUUCAAUGUUUGGUUUGUACGGGCUGCAGUGUAUUCUUAUGCAGUGGCCCAUUUCGUGUGUGCAAGUAAUAAACUUGCAGAUGAU
This is a messenger RNA of Triticum urartu, 1398 nucleotides long. NCBI's taxonomy places the organism in Eukaryota, Viridiplantae, Streptophyta, Magnoliopsida, Poales, Poaceae. The record is from RefSeq and is a predicted model, not a curated record.